Molecule: messenger RNA, 2424 nt
Organism: Cucurbita pepo subsp. pepo (vegetable marrow)
Lineage: Eukaryota; Viridiplantae; Streptophyta; Magnoliopsida; Cucurbitales; Cucurbitaceae
Product: protein SHORT-ROOT
Source: RefSeq, a predicted model, not a curated record
AAAGUAUAAAGCGAACCCAGAAUUUUGGCAGAGUUUGGAGAGAGAUUAGGAGGCAAACAAAUGUGAGUGGCUUCUUCUUCUAUGAUGCUGAUGCACGCCGGCAGCUUUACCUUAUUAUUAUUUUUUUCUCUUUUUUCUCUCUUUUCUCUCUAUUACCCAAACUCCAAUCGGCACGCCUGCCCUCCACUCCACUCCACUCCACUCAAACACACAACCUUCUAAUAAUAUAAGCACACCCUCUCUCCCUCUCUAAAUUCUAAAAUAAUGCAAAAGCUAAUCCACUAGCUAACACCAUCGAUCAUCUUCUUAGACAUGCUUACCUUUCCUUUCUUUUUCUCACACUUCCAUCAUCUUUUUGUCAGAAGCAGAAUUCUAUUUCUAAACCAAUCCCACUCCCCUUCUCUACUUUUUACACAAUCCCAACCAUGCUCUAUGUGUUAUGGCUAUAUUACAUUUCAGAUUUAGCCCAUAAAAACAAUUGUCUACUUGCUUGCUUCCACAGAAGAGGGUUUUAAAAUAAGAACCCCAAAGGCUUCCCCCCCUCUCCAUUAUUCCUCCCCAUCUUUCUCUCACCUUUAGCUGUGUUAUUGUUUUAGGCAUUAACCCACCACCUAAAUUCUCAGUCUGAAACGAAUCCUCACUUUCAGACAACUUGUUCUAAGUCCAAAAGACUAAGGAGAUUCCGAGUGUUUUUUUCUUUUUUGAUGUGGGUCUUAAAUGGAUACCUUGUUUCGGCUUGUCAAUCUUCAGUCCGAACAAUCUUACAACUCCAGUAGAAGUAGAACCAAUUCUAGCAGCUCCAGAUCGUCUAGACAAAACCAAUAUCAUUACCAUCAACAGGAAGACGAAGAAUGCUACAACGUUCUCAUGGAUGAGGAAGAUUUCUCAUCGUCUAGUAAUUCUAGACAAUACUACAAUCCUUACCUUCCCAACCCAUCUUCCACCGUCUCCACCACGCCCACCGCCACCACCCCAACCCCGAUCGAUCAAUUCUCAUUCGUCUCCCCCGCUCCGGAUUUCAACUUCGAAUUUUCCGGCAGGUGGGCCCCUGAUAUUCUCCUGGAAACCGCCAGGGCCAUUUCUGACAGGAAUAGUGCUCGUGUUCAGCAGCUGAUGUGGAUGCUAAACGAACUUAGCUCCCCCUAUGGGGAUACGGAUCAAAAGCUAGCUGCCUAUUUCCUGCAGGCCUUGUUUACCCGCAUGACUGAUUCCGGCGACCGUAAUUAUCGCGCUUUGUCCUCCGCCUCAGAGAAAACAUGCUCAUUCGAAUCAACUAGGAAAAUGAUGCUCAAGUUUCAGGAGGUUAGUCCCUGGACCACUUUUGGGCAUGUUUCUUGCAAUGGCGCAUUAAUUGAAGCCUUAGAAGGCGAAUCAAAGCUACACAUAAUCGAUAUCAGUAACACGUAUUGCACUCAGUGGCCCACUUUGCUAGAAGCCCUCGCGACUCGUACCGACGAUACGCCCCACCUACGCCUCACAACUGUCGUCAUCACUAAGCCCGGCGAUGGAAGUGGAGUAGCCGCAUCUCAAAAAGUAAUGAAGGAAAUAGGUACAAGAAUGGAAAAGUUCGCUAGGCUUAUGGGCGUACCUUUCAAAUUCCACACGCUAUACCAUUCCGGUGACCUUUCAGAUUUGGACUUGGCCAAAUUAGACAUCAAAGAAGACGAGGCACUCGCCGUCAACUGCAUCGGAGCGUUACGUUCCGUGGCGGCAGUUGAUAACCGCCGAGAUUUCUUGAUAGCAUCUUUCCGCAGUUUACGGCCGCGGAUAAUCACGGUGAUAGAAGAGGAAGCCGACCUCGACGUAGGCGUCGAUGGGAUUGAAUUUCUGAGUGGGUUCCAAGAAUGUCUGCGUUGGUUUAGGGUUUACUUCGAGACAUUGGACGAGAGUUUCACGAGGACAAGCAACGAGCGGUUGAUGCUUGAGAGAGCAGCCGGUAGGGCAAUCGUGGACCUGGUGGCUUGCUCGGCAGCGGAGUCGGUGGAGAGAAGGGAAUCGGCAGCGCGGUGGGCACAGCGGUUGCAUGGAAGCGGUUUCAGUCCGCUGAUAUUCAGCGACGAAGUAUGCGACGACGUAAGGGCACUAUUGAGGAGGUACAAGGAAGGGUGGGCAAUGACACAGAGCUCAGACGUCGCCGGAAUAUUCUUGACGUGGAAAGAGCAGCCGGUGGUGUGGGCCAGUGCAUGGAAACCUUGACUGACCUUCACCAGUGGGUCCAUCGAAAUGGAAAUGGUUCAGUUGGUGGCUUUUAGCACAUGGCUGAAGGAUGGGGGAAACCCUUGGGCAAGGCCGUUUGGAACCAAAAAAGGAAGGGAACAUAAAUUAAAGUAUCUAUUUCCAGUGAUUUUAAUACAAUUCAGGUACAUUUUAAUUCUUAAUUUGUCAUUAUUUCCCCAUUUUUAUGAACCUUUUUUUCCCUUUUCU